Molecule: messenger RNA, 683 nt
Organism: Carya illinoinensis
Lineage: Eukaryota; Viridiplantae; Streptophyta; Magnoliopsida; Fagales; Juglandaceae
Product: FCS-Like Zinc finger 15
Exons: 2
Coding region: 110-562 (150 amino acids)
Source: RefSeq, a predicted model, not a curated record
AUUUAAUUUUCUGAGUUUCAUAAACCGAACCCUCUCUUUCCAGUUGCCACCACCACUGUCGCCGGAACUCUGGGCUCUACAGAGAGAGAGAGAUAUCAGAGAAUGAGACAUGGUGGGUCUGAGUGUAGUACUGGAAGCCCAAAAUGGUGGUGUUAGCAAGAAAACCCCACAGGUUAUCAACAAGACCGCCAUGUUGCUUACCAACAAGCCCUUAUCUCCUUCUGAUCUCUCCUCCUCCUCCUGUAAAAACCUCCAUUCUCUAAUUCCUCCAGGACCCACUUUUCUUGACCAGUGUUUUCUCUGCCACGAAAAGCUCUUGCCUGGAAAAGACAUCUACAUGUACAAAGGGGACAGGGCAUUUUGUAGCGUGGAGUGCAGGUGCAGACAGAUUUUUAUGGACGAGGAAGAGAGUCUUAGCAAAAAACACUGUUCAUUGGCUGCCAUGAAACCAACUUCUUUGUCGUCUUCGUCGUCGUCGUCUUCUUCUGCAUCUUCUUCUUCCUCCACUGCUCGUCGUCAACGCAAAGGGGCAAAAAACCGAGCAGGCGGGUUUGCGUACUGAGAGAGAGAGAGAGAGAGAGAGUAUUAUGAAAUUGAGAAAAUGGAUUUUUUUUCUUUGAAAGUGUAAUCCAGUGUUAACCUCCGCUGAUUUUGUAAUGGCAUUGAUAUCCUUUCUAUUUUUA